Messenger RNA from Closterium sp. NIES-65, 1800 nucleotides. NCBI's taxonomy places the organism in Eukaryota, Viridiplantae, Streptophyta, Zygnematophyceae, Desmidiales, Closteriaceae. The record is from the annotation of a GenBank genome assembly.
AUGUACAUCGCUCUCUACUACGUAGUCGCGCGCCUCCCUGACUCCCUUCGCGUCGUCAGGGACCACUUUCUCGCAGUCUGUCCCACCACUCUCACCGUCGACCUCCUCGAGAAGGCCCUCCUUGCAGCGGAGAAGAGCAUAGUCGCUGUAGGUGCUUCUCGUGGUGACCCUCGCACCCCCAUCUUUGAGGGGUGCUCUCCUUCCCCCUUGCUGCCCUCUGUUGCCUCUGCUGCUGCUGCCGACCUGCUUGGUCUUGAGUCGGUCGGCGCGGCGUCUGCCCCUAGUGGGAGACGUCGCUCCAGCAAGGGCAAGGGAGGCAAGGGCGCGGGUGGAGCUGGGGGGGGCGGUGGCGGUGGCGGCGGUGGCGGCGGAGGGAGUGGGGGUGGCGGCGGGACUAGUGGCGGGGGUGGUGGUGGUGGUGGUGGCAGCAGCGGCGGAGACGGUGGUGGUGGUGCCAGCGGUGGUGGUGGAGGCCGCGGCGGAGGUGGAGGCGGCGGAGGUGGAGGCAGUGGAGGCGGCAGCGGCGGAGGCAGUAGUGGUGGAGGAGGUGGAGCUGGUCGGGGUGGUACCCAGCAGCGUAGCGGCGGUGGUGGUGGCCAGCGCUCGCACCGGCAGCAGCAGCAGCGCUCACGGGACAUCCCUUCGCCUCAGCAGCUUCGUGAGUGGUACGCUGGGCGUCAGAGGGGUGGGGGUACUGGUCCCUGCACCUACGUGGCUGCGUCGGGUGUGUCCCAGGUAGACGCCGUUGACCCGGUCGAGGUUACUGGUGACUCUGGUGCUGCUGCGGGUGCUGAGCCUGGGGGUGCUGACUCUGGGGGUACUGUGCGCGGGGGUGCUGUGCCUGGGGGUGCUACUGCUGGGGGUGCUGGGCCUGAGGGUGCUACUGCGGUGGGUGCGGAGCCUGGGGGUGCUGAGCCGGGGGGUGCUGUGCCUGGAGGUGCUGGGUCUGGGGGUGCUGGGUCGGGAGCUGCUGAGCCUGGGGGUGCUGAGCUGGGAGCUGCUGAGCCUGGGGGUGCUGCGUCUGGAGCUGCUGAGCCUGGGGUUUCUCCUGCUGCUGCGUCUCGCCGGGAGCCCCUCUCUCCACAGGAGCUGCGCGAGUGGUUCGCUCGCCGCUGGAGGCGUGCUGCUGAGUCUGGAGGUGCUGCUGGAGCUGGAGCUGGAGCUUCUUCGAUCGUCGAGGGUGCGGGUGCUGCCGGUCCCGGAGCUGCUGGACCUGCGGGUCCUCCUGGAGCUGGAGCUGCUGAGGGCGCAGCCACGGAGGAGGAAUUGGCCAGGAGUGCAAGACAAAGCAAGGACCGAGAGAAGAACAAAGGAGAGAGAGAGAGAGAGAGAGAGAGAGAGAGAGAGAGAGAGAGAGAGAGAGAGAGAGAGAGAGAGAGACAGAGAGAGAGAGAGAGAGAGAGAGACAGAGAGAGAGAGAGAGAGAGUGAGAGAGAGAGAGAGAGAGUGAGGGAGAGGGAGGGAGAGCGAGAUAGAGAGAGAGAGAGCGAGGUAGAGAGAGAGAGAGAGAGAGAGAGAGAGAGAGAGAGAGAGAAAGAGAAAGAGAGAGAACGAGGGAGGGCGAGAGAGAUAGAGAGAGAGCGAGAGAGAGUGAGAGAGAGAGAGAGAGAGAGAGAGAGAGCGAGAGGGAGACGGAGAGAGAGAGAGAGAGAGCGAGAGAGGGAGAGAGAGAGAGAGAGAGAGAGAGAGAGAGAGAGAGAGAGAGAGAGAGAGAGAGAGAGAGAGAGAAACUAUCACGACGACAUCGUGAGGAACAAGGUCGUUGGACCAAGUGACGCAAAUGCGCCGAUCUCGUUGUAA